UGCACAACCCUGAGAGAGCAAAACCCACCAAUAUCCCAAAAAGAUAUCUAUCAAAAUGACAGGUUCUGGUUCUCCUUGUGGAGCCUGCAAAUUCUUGAGGAGAAAAUGUGUGAGAGGUUGUGUUUUCGCACCUUAUUUUUGCCAUGAACAAGGCGCUACCCAUUUUGCAGCCAUCCACAAGGUUUUUGGUGCAAGCAAUGUUUCAAAGCUGCUUGCUCAUCUCCCUGUCAAUGACCGUUGUGAAGCUGCAGUCACAAUCUCUUAUGAAGCUCAAGCUAGGCUUCAAGAUCCCAUUUACGGCUGCGUUUCGCAUAUUUUCGCUCUCCAACAGCAGGUUGUGAAUCUACAGGCACAACUCGCUUCUCUAAAGGAACAAGCAGCUCAAAGCUUUCUUAAUGGCUCUGCUCCUGCAAACCCUAAUGACAAAUAUUGUGGAAAGCUUCCCUCUCGCCCACAAGAUAUUCACAGUUGGUUUCACCAAGGAAAUUCAAACGUGGAGACGCAAUUUAAUCCGAACCCCAACAAUCAUUCCACAACAAAUCCAUACUGUGAAAAUAGAUUCAAUAUGAAUCCAAACUCUUUCGGAAAUUAUGAAAAUUCAGUCAUUUCAGGAGAAGAUGUCUCAUUUGCUAGCUUCGGAGAGGGUUUUCAUUCCAUGAGUACACUUGACAUGCAAACAGACAACCGGCAAUGGACUUUCCAAGACACUGAUGAUCUUCAAUCUGUGGCCUUUGGUUAUAUUCAGAAUUCUUAAGGAGAUGGGCUUCAGCGCCAGAAACAUAUAAUUGGUGAAGACCACUCUGUCAAUUUUGAAAUUGCUGCUGCAUCCUUUGAGACAUGCACUUCUGUUGCCAUAAAUAAAAGCUAGGAAGUUGGAAGCCUAGAAAUGUUCAUAAUUCAGAAACCCUAAAAUCCACCCUAUUCUCGUUUUCUUUAAUCUAGUGUAACCUUGGAUAUUGGUAGAAUAAUAGUGUAGUUUUCUAUCAAAGCUAGAUAAAAAUCUGGUUUUAUUCAAGCUAAUUUUAUUUGUUUAUGGAUCUAGUCAUG
This is a messenger RNA of Pistacia vera, 1047 nucleotides long. Its product is annotated as LOB domain-containing protein 14-like. NCBI's taxonomy places the organism in Eukaryota, Viridiplantae, Streptophyta, Magnoliopsida, Sapindales, Anacardiaceae. Gene Ontology annotation, cellular component: nucleus. The transcript is spliced from 2 exons. Gene Ontology annotation, biological process: positive regulation of DNA-templated transcription; hormone-mediated signaling pathway. The record is from RefSeq and is a predicted model, not a curated record. The coding region runs from base 56 to 754 and encodes 232 amino acids.